Molecule: messenger RNA, 1469 nt
Organism: Chaetomium fimeti
Lineage: Eukaryota; Fungi; Ascomycota; Sordariomycetes; Sordariales; Chaetomiaceae
Product: PRP38 family-domain-containing protein
Exons: 1
Coding region: 102-980 (292 amino acids)
Cellular component (GO): precatalytic spliceosome
Source: RefSeq, a predicted model, not a curated record
UGAUCCCAAAAUCACCAAUUCCCAAGACUCUCAAUUGAGCUCGCCGACUAGCAAGACCGCUUUCGACACCCAGGUCGCCCCCCCACAACUUUUCCCCAGCCAUGAGCAAACCCACCUUCCACCGAGCCGAUGAGCGGCGCUUCCUCGACGAACGCGGCAGCUCAGGCUCGCUCGCACCCAACGGACUCAACCCGGCGACCAUUAUGGAGAAGGCGGUGCGCGAGCGGAUCGUGGACAGCUAUUUCUACAAGGAGCAGUGCUUUGGUGUCAACGAGGCGGACGUGGUGGACCGGGUAGUCGAGCACGUGGACCACAUCGGCGGCGUGGCGGGCACGGUGCAGAAGCCGACGCCCUUCCUGUGUCUGGCCUUUAAGCUGCUGCAGCUGGCCCCCGGCGACGACGUGCUCGACGAGUACCUCGCCUUUGGCGGCGAAAAGUUCAAGUACCUGCGCGCCCUCGCCGCCUUCUACAUCCGCCUCACCCGAACCGAUAAAGACGUCUACGCCCGCCUCGAGCCGUUUCUCGAGGACCGCCGCAAGCUACGCCGCAAGGGCCGCGACGGCACUACCCUGACCUACAUGGAUGUUUUUGUCGACGACUUGCUCACGAAGGACCGUGUAUGCGCCACGAGUUUGUGGAAGAUGCGGAAGCGGGAUAUCCUGGAGGACUUGGAGCUGCUCGAGCCGCGCGUCAGCCCCCUGGGUGCGCUCGAGGAUUUGCUGGAGGAGGACGACGAAGCGAUGGAGAAUGGGGAUGAUGCGAACGGCGAUGGGCAUGAGCAUGAUUCUGGCUCCGUCAGGUCGAGGUCGCGCUCACGGUCAGGGUCACGGCCACGGUCACGGUCACAAACGAGAUCCAGAUCGGACUCACGGCGGAGGUCAAGAUCAAGGUCCGGCUCAGCUAGGAGGCGCUCAAACCAUGACAGGAUGGAUAUUGACAUCCCGGACGGUCAACGAUCUGAAGGCGAAGCGAGCCCUUGAAACCUCGGCCGGCACGGUUCGAUAUCAAUCAACGGAUCUAUCCCGAUGACGAGCAAAUCGCCGCCCCAAGGUUGGAGUACGGCAUCCGCCCUUAGCGGACACGGUACAGGCGAAUGGAGACCGCGUUCUGCAACACGCCUGGGGCGAAGGAUCCGCCUCUGGUCGAAUUGCCCGGUCGGCCCACGGCCUUUAUAGUGCAGGGCUGAAUUGGGUGCGAGAGACUCGCAAGGGACCGAUUCAGCCGCGUUUCCUUGCAUGGAGAAGGCGCCUAACCAACACCGGCGCUGCAAACAGGCCAAGAAAAUUGCCUGGGCAACAAGACGAGGGUUGAGACACCAAAGGAUGGAUCUCACCAUCACUCCGACCGGGUUGUGACGUAAAGACCAAUUAGUAUGCUUUGUGCAGGUGGUUGGGGGGCACAUCAAACGCAGUUGGCAGAAAGAAGUAUUUGACUGCAGAGGUGUAAUAUAAUACAUUAUAUACAAUCAA